Molecule: messenger RNA, 3067 nt
Organism: Arachis stenosperma
Lineage: Eukaryota; Viridiplantae; Streptophyta; Magnoliopsida; Fabales; Fabaceae
Exons: 9
Coding region: 95-1303 (402 amino acids)
Biological process (GO): positive regulation of cytoplasmic translation
Cellular component (GO): cytoplasm
Molecular function (GO): single-stranded RNA binding; zinc ion binding; mRNA binding
Source: RefSeq, a predicted model, not a curated record
CGCAUCGUUGUCUUGUUGGUAGCCACACGCUCCAUCGUCAUGAACGGAAAAUCAAACUGUUUUUCAGUUUACGAUCAAAAGCAAGUUCGUUGAGAUGUUACUACUAUUACUACGCACUGCGGCAUCUGGUGCUGUCACAUAUUCAUGCAAAUGCAAGGCACCAUCACUAAGAACAAGAACCCGAACCCUUAUGCAUCUUUUCCUUCCAAUUCAUUCCAACACCAACAUCAAUUCCACUAUCCUUUGUUCUUCAUCCUCACUCAAUGAUGACUCAUUUUCUAACCCUAAACCAACAACCAAGUUGGGUUACACUCCUCCAGAGGAACUCUUUGGCCUCGACGUUGAACUCAACCCAAGCAAAACUAACUCUCAGACACAAGAGCCAAGGUCUUGGUUUGGUCCAAAUGGACAGUAUAUCAAAGAGCUUCCUUGUCCGAGUUGCCGGGGAAGGGGUUAUACUCCGUGUACAGAAUGUGGAAUAGAAAGAUCAAGAUCAGAUUGUCCAAAAUGUAACGGAAAGGGUAUAGUGACUUGCCACCAGUGCUCUGGAGAAUGUGUUAUAUGGGAAGAAUCAAUUGAUGAGAAACCGUGGGAGAGAGCCCGUUCAAUUUCACCACUUAAAGUGAAGGAAGAUGAUGAAGUAGACAAGUUAGACAUAAAGUUAGAUGUGAAGAAAAAAUCCAAGCGUGUUUACCAGUCACCAUCUCCUGAAGUGGGAUUAAAGAUUAGUCGUUCAUUGAAAAGUCUUAAUGCGAAAACUGGUCUAUUUAGCAACCGAAUGAAGAUUAUCCACCAGGAUCCCAAGCUUCAGGCGCAAAGAGUGGCUGCUAUUAAGAGAGCCAAGGGAACUAUUGCUGCAAGAAAGCAUACUUCCAAGACUAUGAAAGCUUUCUUUAGUGAUCCGAUAAACCGUCAGAAAAGGAGCAUGGCCAUGAAGGGAGUGAAAUUCUACUGUCAAAACUGUGGACGCGAAGGGCAUAGGAGACACUACUGUCCGGAACUCAAGGAUUCUUCGGUUGACCGGCGAUUCACAUGCAAAUUAUGUGGGGAAAAGGGCCACAACAGAAGAACAUGCAACAAGUUAAAGAUAAGCCACGACAAUGGUAGAGUUAUAAAACACAAUAGGUGUAAAAUAUGUCGCCAAUAUGGCCAUAACCAGAGGACAUGCCCUCAAGUUGUUCCCAGCAAAAGAAGGGACACUCUCUUGAAUAAAGCAUACAAGUGUAGGUUGUGCCACAAAGAGGGACACAAUAUUAGGACAUGUCCUAGCAGAGUUGUUACUGAAAAUCCUCAAGAUCAGUAGUCUUGAGAAAAAGACACAAGCUUCUCUAGUGAUAUUUUAUUCACGACAGAAAUCAGAACUGAAAAAGCUGUGUGUUUUGCUCAUCCUUGUGUGUUCCCAAAAGGGGUUUAUCCUUGCAGUACUAUUGUAUGCUAGAGAGAAAAAAUGAAUCAAAAUUCUGACAAUAGAGCACUACCCGAAAUGCAAUGUAGCAGUUGGUUCCUAUAUUGGGGAUAGAAAGAACUUACACAGUGAGAUAGUAGAAAGUAGAGACUUUAGCAUCCGUUCCUUCGGAAGGUAUAGAAAUUGACUUAAAACUUGUUCCUCAACAUGAUAAAUUAUCUUAACCCAUGUCCUUAAAUUACCAUCUCCGCUCUAAACAUGUUUUUUGUCCCCAAUCUCUGUCUUUUCAGUUUUGGGACAGUAAUAAAUGCUGCUUAAAUUUACAUAGUUUUGCAUCGAUAUUCAGACAAAAGCAGAACAUUGAUUUAUCUUUAAUUUACCAUGAAUUGAAACUUGCUGUGUUAAAUGAGAAAUCAGAAAUGCAACUCAUAAACAUUAAAGUAUCUUUUGUUUGACAAUGUUGACUUAUGAGCAGACUAAGACUAGGUCACAAUGACACUGUGCACAUCUUAGCAAUUUAUUUGACAUCUACAGUUAUGUUGAGAAAGUAUAUUUUUUUCUUAACUGUUUCUUAGCUGCUAAUAAAAAAGAUAACAAAAAUAAUCAGUCAGAAAUGUUGAAAGCACCAUUCCACAGCGAUGGCAUAACAGUUCUGUGAUACAUUGGCAUUUUGCUGCUUUCUGGAGACACUAAGUUAGGUAAUCUGUUGAUAUUGGAAGAAGAACCAAAGUAAGAUAUACUGUUAGUGUCAUUGUUAUUAAGAAUCCCUCCAAUCCCAUCACUGCCCUCUUCUGGAUAUUUCAAUUCAACUUCUUCAGCUUCUUCAUCUGCAGAAUUCAGGUUUCUCUGCAUCAGUUCUCUAAACACUGAGGAUUUUAGGAGAAGUCCUAAUGCUGUUGGGGAAGAUGAAGGUGACUUAUAGCAUGGACUUAAAGGUGCCGCAAACUUGGAGAACUCUUUCUUCUUGGUGAUGUCCAAUUCGCUUGCAGGGACUGGAUGGAAGUUGAAGUUUGAUAGCUCGGUGGCUCCUGUGGCUAGGAUGGGGUUAGAGGUUGUAAAUAUCUGAGGGUCUGUGCUCGGCUUUUGAUCUUGAGAGGUGCUAGAGUGUACUCCUCCUGGUCUUAGCCAUCUGAUGUAAGUGCUCAAGUCAAAGUUUGUCACAGCAUUUAUGCCUCUGUAUUCAAUUGCAGCAAUAUCAUAUGCGCGAGCUGCCUCUUCUUGUGUACCUUUUGGACAAGACAUUGAGCACGUAUAAAAGGGAAUGGAGAGAAAUGGCAUAAAAGGUAACAAGGAAUUAAUAUUGCGAGAACUCACUGUAAGUUCCAAGGUAAAGGUACUUGUUGCCGAACACUCUUCCAAUCCUUGCUUCCCAUCUUCCAUUGUGAUGGUGCCUGUAAUCAAUUUUUAUCCUUAGCAUCAAAUAUAUGUUUGUAGGCAACGAAAGGUAAAGUUUGAUUGCAUGAGUUAGAAAAUGCUUCCCACCUUGCUACUCCUCUAUACUUUGAUACACCUCUAGAAAAUCCACUGCUUCUUCUGCAAUACACACGCAGAAAAGGACACAGAUUAUAGAACUUGGAAUAUAUCAGAAAAUUCUUAAUGGCAGUAUUUCUUGAGGAAAUGAGGUUUACCUUCUCAAUGAAGCAAGGUAUUCUUCUUUGGUUA